This is a messenger RNA of Acaulospora morrowiae, 1422 nucleotides long. NCBI's taxonomy places the organism in Eukaryota, Fungi, Glomeromycota, Glomeromycetes, Diversisporales, Acaulosporaceae. The record is from the annotation of a GenBank genome assembly.
AUGGCUUUCUCGUCAGUGGACGAAUUAACCGCGCGUCUCGAGAAAUUGGAUCAAAAUAUUACUUUGACACUUCAGGAAAUUGACAACAACUUUUCUACGUGUCAACAUGCCGUAACCACCAAAAUAUUACCGCAAAUAUCUAGAUUUGCGGAAAUCUCCGAAGACAUUUGGGAAAAUUCAAAGUUGUGGUGGUCUUUUCUUGAGUCAUUAGACUUAUCGUCUUCGAAUGAUAGCACUUCACCGGUCUCCAUGGAAUACAUCAAUUCAAAAAAGAAGCUUUUUGAAACCACCCCGGAUUCUGUAACGAAUAAAAGUUCCGAAGACCCUAUCGUUUUCAAGAAGUCUAACAUUUCGUUAAAAUUGGAAUCAAAGAACAGUAUAGAAAGUAUUAUUAAUUCAAACAAAAGAAAAUUUGUUGACGACAAUAACCCAUCAACAUCGGAAGAUAGUAGAACCACAAGUACACCUACUUUUCCUCCUAUUUUGAAUAGCUACAAUUCUAUUACAUCGACUCCACUACCAAAUCCACCUCAAUAUGCUCAUAGGGCCAUGCAAUCGCUAAACUGGGGUGAUAAUAUUUCUCACACUACUGCAUCAACUUCAAUCUCUUUGCCGACUUUACCUCCGUCAGACAAUCGUAAACCGCAGCCAACUACGUUGAUAGAACGCGUAAUGCAAAGGCAAAACAUUGUGAAUAAAACUCCGUUGAAACCUACCAAGGAAGUUGGUGAGAAUGUAAAUAGGACUGCCACACCUCGUCCCGGCUCCGUCUUUCCACCAUCAGCCACGGGCACUGAUAGUGAUUUUGACUUUACCGAUUUUUCGCCACCGGUCACAAUUCAGUUUUCGAUGGCACCAUCAAAAAUACUAAAAACUCCUGCCAAACAAGCUGCCAAAAUCAUUGUGGAUGAUCUUUUGAGUAUGAUGAGUCCCAUUCCGUCAACUCCAAUUAACACAAAUAAGAAUGAUCUUAAAUCUUUGAACACGUUUUCAUCCGUAUUCAAUUCUGAAAACGGUCAUGACCUCUAUCAAAAAUAUCACAUUUCGUCAUCAUUAAAUGCAAAGAAAACGGAUCAACCAGUUUCUAUCGAAGAAAAUGCGAACGCAACGUCAAAAUGCACAUCUUCUCAAGAUAAUCCGCCCACUUCAAGGCUUAUUGACGCGUUCGCAAGCACCAUGAACACGCAGAAAAUAAUGGGCUCAGAAAACUCAUUUACAACUACCGAAAAUCCCUUCAACAUUUUAGAAAAUAAAGAAGAAAUUGAUCUAAAAGACGAUAAUGAUGAUGAUGCAUUGGGGGAUGAUGAUACAACCUUGUCUCAUAACAUGCGAGAUUUAUCAUUAGAUGAUGAUGAAGGCGAAAGUGAGGAUGAAGUUUUUGAUUCACCUUGUCCGUCCGGACCGGUCAUAAAGAAAAACUAA